AUGAGUACCUCAGGUUCUAUCAAGUCCUUAAGCUCCAACAUCGAGGACAUUAAUCCCACCUCCUCAAAACCACACAAUGAUACCGCGAUGUCGCGCAUUAAACAAAGUCUCAGACGUACCCGGGAGAAAUGGGGGCCCCUGAUGGCCGCUAAGGAGUACUGGGACGAUGAGUACAAUUUUCCUCCUGGGAGGUAUGCGGGCCAGGACGACCGUCCGAUUAUUUCCGAUAAAUGGUGA
Molecule: messenger RNA, 237 nt
Organism: Penicillium pulvis
Lineage: Eukaryota; Fungi; Ascomycota; Eurotiomycetes; Eurotiales; Aspergillaceae
Exons: 1
Coding region: 1-237 (78 amino acids)
Source: RefSeq, a predicted model, not a curated record